CUCCACAGGCGGCAGUGAAGUUACUCGCGGGCACUCAACAGCGACGGAACAGCAAGUCUGGCAAUUCCGACAUUUGUAUAUACCACUACACGACCAUCUCAAAAUAUACAGCAAGUAGAACAUAAUGGGGCGUGGUGGCCAGAGGCCCCCGAGCCCUGCCACCCUGGCUGCUAUAGUGCCGCCGCUGCGCGACGACGAGCUACAGCACUACACGGUCUUAGAAGGAGCGGCCUAUGACCUACGAAAGCUCGGCGACCGCCACCCCGGCGGCGCUUUGGCACUAACCUUCGCGGGCGGCCGGGACCUGAGUCGGACGUGGGCGGGCCUCCACGGCUUCGCGGACCCGCAGAAAACUAGAGCGUGGUUGACGCAUAUGAGGGUCAGAGACAAGGAGCUCGAGCGACGCAUCGUGCGACGAGCAAAACCAGACGCGUACAGCGAGGGCGAUAAUGUAUCAGCACAUCUCGCGCGCAUCGAGCGGGAAGCAUCGAGCUUCAAUGAAUUAUCGCAGAAAGGCCGCGUGCCUCCAUCAGAACCUCCGUCCCAUUUAAUAGAGCGCGACUUGGGCGGCGAACUCGGGACGAGGGUGCGGUGGUUGUUCCGCAGGAAAGCUCAUGCAUCAAAAACAUCAUUGAAUGCAGCCACGAAGGCGCCCACGGCGUACUGGCCCUGGUUAAUUGUAGUAGUGACGGCCUUCCUCGCGUCCUAUGUUUCAUGGUGUCGAGGGAGCUACGUCGGGUUGAUAGCACUCGGCCCGCUCGGCCAGUUACUAGCCUUCGCGGUGAUGCACGACGCGUCGCACUACGCCAUCUCGACCAAGCGCUGGGUCAACGUCGCGCUGGCCUACGCGGGCGUCGCCUACACGUCGCCGCACGAGUGGACGCUGCAGCACGUCCUCGGCCACCACGUCGCGCCGAACGUGGAAGGCGAGGACCCGGACGUCGUCCACGCGCGGCGCUACAUGAAAGCAUUAACUGGCGUCGGGAAAGCUUUUGAUGCGCUGCUCGUGUGGCUCGUGGCUCUACCGGCAGCCAUAACUUUACUGGCACCGGUACGCGUGCGCAAGAACGACGGCGUCUACCCCGCCUCGACGGUGCACGAGGGCGAACGAAGUAUGAUAAGGCACGUGGCGCACUUCGCCGGACGGUUAAUACAUGCGCUGGCAUUCUUCCUCUGGCCCUUCUACGUCUACUCACCACUCACAGCGGUAACGUGGGUCUUGAUUCCGGCCUGCUCUGGUUCUUUAGUUUUUAUGGCCGUGACGCAGGUGGCGCAUUUACUGGAGGCCACGAUCGAGGGGCCCUCGAAUGCGCCUCGAUCCUGGGCCUCGCAGCAAAUUGCGAAUGCGUGCGAUUUCGCGCCGGACUCGCCGUUAGUUGCGAGAUUGACGGGCGGCCUCAAUAGACAAGUGGAGCACCACCUCUUUCCGACCGUGCACCACUCGCACCUACCGGAGCUAUCAUCUAUAGUACAAGAUGUCACAAAAAGAAGAGGCCUGGACCACCACGUCCUGCCGUCCGCCACAAAAGCUCUGGGGGACCACCUCGCGUUCUUGCGGAGCCUCGAGGAGGCGCCUCCAUUACCUGUCGUGUACGACGGUACUGUGGUGCACGCGCGCGCGCCGAUUGCCAACGAACCUAGACAUCGCUUCUCCGCGUCGCAUGCCAUGUGGUUAUUGCCCUUGGAUGAUCCCGAGGCCAUGCGCACCCUUGAGAAAGGAUGUAUCCGGUGGCGCGCCGCGGACCAUCUGAGGUCGAGGCCCGGGGAGAGGAAGACACCAAAAGACGUCGCGGACGCCGUCCGAUCUCUCUGUCGGGAACGAGGAGGCUCUUUAAAAAGAGUGGACUCGCCCGAUAGUGUGAUCAAGCACUUUCAAGGUAGUAGACGUACGGGCCUCGGUUCGGUCUCACUAUUGACGAUGCCUCGGACCUUCGGCUACGUCUUCAACCCCAUCUCCGUCUACUACGUGAGGGAUGCGAAUGACAAGCCGGCCUAUGUUGUUUUUGAAGUGUCGAAUACGCCUUGGCUGGAAGAAACGCUCUACGUACAUCCCGUUAAUACAAAAGAUACAUAUGAAGAUAUGAAGAAGAUGCACGUGUCGCCCUUCCAGCCCAUGGGCCAAAUGUACAAGUGGACGGCGCCGUUUCCUUCUGAGAAUGUGUCUCUAAGGGUCGACGUGUCGAGAAAUGAUAAGCCGUAUUUCGUGGCCACGUUCGACGGUGCCGCGUCGACGGCGCCUUCCACAACAUUAGGGAGAGUGCGUACGGCUCUCAAACUGACCCCACAUACCGCCGUCUUGUUAAUCCACGCGCACGCCGCCCUCUUACUAGCAAAAGGUGCAAAAUUCUACCCUCAUCCAAGCGGCGUGAAGACGGCCAUGUCGCGAUGUAUCGAGGUGAUCUAUCAUUCGCGGUAUCGCUUGUUGGCCUACUACUUGUUGAGACGGUUGCAUGCGCCUCAGUACCUCAUCGCGACGGCGGCCGUCAGCGUCUUACAGCGCGCCGCGUCUGUAUUGUCAAGGAAAAGUUCAUCGAAGAACGUGUCAUCAAAGGAUACCAAAGAUGUACCUUUCGAGAUGGUCGAGUCCCCGAAAAAUAACAGUACGCCGAUGCUGGCUACUGAGGAGAAUUUAGCCGGUAAUGCUACUGGAAAGCGCGUCGCCAUCAUCGGUAGUGGCAUUGCGGGCAACGGUGCUGCUUACUUACUAAAAAAGCGCGGCGUCGACGUCACGGUCUUCGAGGCCUCAUCAAUACCGGGCGGCCACGCGCUUACGGUCGAGGUCGAGGGCCGUGCUGUCGACGUGGGCUUCCAGGUCUUCAACCUCGCGAACUACCCGAGACUGUCAAAACUGUUCGAUGAACUAGGCGUGCAGCACGUCCAGAGCGACAUGAGCCUGUCGUGUGAGGGCACGCAGUGCUGGUCCUCGAAGAACCCGUUAGUUGGUUGUUUGUUGUCACCAAGCAAACUCUGGCAGCGGUUGUCUUUACUCAUGGAGAUCCUCAAGUUCGAGAAAAAGUGCAAACAGCUCUUGCAGAGUGAAGAAGAUCCGUCUUUGUCCAUACAAGAAUGGUUAAACGAAAAUAACUUCUCGGAAAGGCUAGCUCGAGAAUACUGCGAGCCCAUGGUCGGGGCCAUCUGGUCGCGUACGCAGGGCGAUGUGUUAGAUGAGUUUCCGAUCUUGGGCGUGGCCCAGUUUCUGGCGAACCACUACAUGCUCGACCGGUCGCGGCCGGCGUGGCGAACGCCGCGGUUAAGAUCGCAGGACUACGUUACGAAGUUAGUCGAGAAGGUCGGGCGGGACGCGUAUCGACUAUCAUCGAGGGUGCGCGCUGUACAUAAGGAUCGCUCCAAUAAGUGGUUAAUAGAGUCCGAUUCACCGACGGCCCUGGCCUUCGACGCUGUUAUACUCGCGUGCGACGCGCCGACGGCUUCUACCAUACUAGGGGACCAGGCGCCGGACCUACUCAAGCAGCUCAAGGUAACGCAAAAUGAUGUCUGUGUCCACCGCGACGCGUCGCUCAUGCCUUCUGACAGAAACGCGUGGGCGGCCUGGAACUGCCGGCCGAACGGCGUGUUGACCUACUGGGCGAAUGUGCUACAGCCCGGUGUCGAUGAUCAGGACCUGUUUAUUACCUUGAAUGGAUCUACGCCAGCCCCCUUAUGGCGGCGGACGUUACAACAUCCCGUGCUCGAUGCGGCGUCGCAGAAAUGGAGGGAGUCAUUACCAUCACUCCAGGGGAACGAGGGUAUUUAUUUUGCCGGCGCCUGGUGCGGCUUCGGCUUCCACGAGGACGGCCUCAAAUCGGCCUACGAUGCUGUGGAUGCUUUGUGUGGUACGACGACCCCUAUCGCUCGAUCACCAUUUGUAGCCAGUUCAUCCUUGACGAAGACGGCUUUAAGAUGUGUCUGUCGCGGCGCUCGAGCGCUAGCAGCAAGGACUGCUGAUAAAACGAGACCGCGGCCGGAGAUCGUCCUGACUUUACCGGAAGGUCUCGACUUAAUAGCGGCCGACGCCGUCUCUAGUAAAGAGAGAGUUGAGGUAAGAAUCCUAGACGGACGAGCGGCCUGGCGGUUAUUAGCUGAUCCGUCGAUGGGGCUGGCCGAGGGGUACAUGGAGGGGAGCCUCGACCUGAAGCCGUCUAUUCGAGCUGUGUUACAUGCCGCCCUGAAAUGUAAAAAUAAGGAUGCGGGCGAUAGUCCCCAGAACGUGGCGUCGCGAUCACUCCUCACAGUCGGCAAGCGGUUCACCGACGUCAUCCAACACGCGUUCAACGCCAAUACUAAGUCAGGUAGCUUGAAGAACAUCGCGGCGCACUAUGAUUUGUCCAAUGCCUUUUAUGAGCUGUGGUUGGAUGAAACCCUCACCUACUCCUCAGCUUUGUAUGAUGACCACGAGCCCUACUUACGAAGGGAAGGUUUACUGGUAGAUGACGGUCGGAGAGGUACUGUGGACGAAGACGCAUCAGACGACGUGUUAGCGGCAGCGCAACGUAGGAAACUAGAUUCAUUACUGGACAAGGCCGGCGUGCGCGAUGGUGAUAGAAUACUAGAGAUCGGGUGCGGCUGGGGUAGUCUAGCGUUGCGGUGUACGGAACGCUUCCCGAACUGUGAGUACGUGGCCAUCACUAUUUCCCGGGAACAGUUGAACGAAGCCUCGCAACGGUUGGAAGGUAAGAGCAAUGCCAGGGUCGUCUUCUGCGACUAUCGCGACGCGCGAGACAAGCUGGGCUUGUUCGAUCGCGUGCUGUCCUGUGAGAUGAUCGAGGCCGUCGGCCACGCCUUUUUACCGUCCUAUUUCUCGGCGAUCCACGCCUGUCUGAAGGGCGGUGGGUCGGCCUCCCUACAGAUCAUCACGGUGCCCGACGAACGGUACGCUUCAUAUAUCAAGGGUAGCGAUUUCAUCCGGAAGCACGUCUUUCCUGGUUCUUCAUUGGUAUGUCUGGAAGCCGUAAAAAAAGCCCUGCCGAAGCUAGGCUCUUUAGCUUUAAGGUUGGACGACGCGGCUACUUUAAGCAUGGGCGUAUCUUAUGCUCGUACCUUACGGGCGUGGCGCGUCCGUUUCGACGCUGUCGAAGACCAGGUAUCUAAGCUCGGUUUUGAUGACGUCUUCGUCAGGAAGUGGAGGUAUUAUCUGGACUACUGCGAGGCGGGCUUCGCGUGUGGUCAUAUCGACGUGAAGCAGAUACGACUCGAGAAGACGGACGAAAGCCUUGCGAGAGAAGCGACGGAGGGCGCCCAUGGUUCGAAACCCAUCUCGGUGAAGGAUAUGACUAUCAAGGCCGUGAAGGGCGUGGCCACUACGGCCUUUGAGCGAGGCUUACUGCCGGAUUUCGUGACGCGGUAUGGGAUAAGACAGCUCUCGGCGCAGCAACUGAGGCACUGCGACGACGCCGGUCGCGCAGCCAACAACGGCGAGGCGGGCUUGGCUGGUAGUCAAGAGAAGCUCCGGGAGACCAUCCAGGCUUUGUUGGAAGCGCCGGUAGCAGUAUGUACGUCCGAGGCGAACGAGCAGCACUACGAAGUCGACGCGCGCUUCUACGGGCUGUGUCUGGGGCCCCAUAGGAAGUACUCUGCUUGUUUAUAUGAAGGGGCGGAGCCGAAGUGGCCCGGGAACAAACUGCAAAAAGACGCGGCUCGGUUACUGCCAAAGGCGGAAAAGGAUUCAUUAGAUCAAGUCGCGGCUCGCGGCGACAUCACGCAGGCCACGAAAGCUAUCUUAGAUUGCGGCUGCGGCUGGGGGUCGGCCUCGCUGUACUUGGCGGAUAGAUUCCGGAACGCCCAGGUGGUAGGUGUCUCGAAUUCUCAUUCCCAGAGAAGGUACAUCAUGGGCCAGGCUCAAGAACGAGGAUUGACGAACCUGCAGAUUGUGACACUGGAUUUGUCGAAGGAGCCUCUCACAAAAGCCUUGGACGCGUUGCAGAGUCGACUGCCGGGCCAGUAUUUCGAGCGCGGCGUCUCGAUAGAGAUGUUCGAGCACAUGAAGAAUUAUAAGGCAUUAUUUGAGAAGAUCACGGCGGUACUACAGGACCAGGGCCGCUUCUUCGUGCACGUGUUCUGCCACCGGCAGUACGCGUACCACUUCGUGGCCAAGUCCGACGCGGACUGGAUGGCCAAGUACUUCUUCGCGGGCGGUACCAUGCCUUCGGCCGAUUUAUUUGUUCAUUUUGCGGCGCGGAAAGAUGCGCCCGUCGCGCUCGUGGACCACUGGCGGAACAGCGGCGUGCAUUACGCGUUGACGGCGGAAGGCUGGCUCCAGAACAUGGACGCCAACGCGGCGGAAGUCAGAGAGAUAUUAAAGGAGGCCUACCCUGAAAAUGAGACGGAGCUCUGGUUCCACCGCUGGCGCGCCUUUUACCUCGCGUGCGUCGAACUCUUCGGCUACGACGGCGGCCAGGAGUGGUGCAUCGGGCACUACCUCUUCGAGAAGCGGUGACGCUUUUUUCUCGUGGGGUCUAAGUUUACAUAUUGUA
Pelagomonas calceolata is the source of this 6470-nucleotide messenger RNA. NCBI's taxonomy places the organism in Eukaryota, Pelagophyceae, Pelagomonadales, Pelagomonadaceae. The record is from the annotation of a GenBank genome assembly.